Amblyraja radiata (thorny skate) is the source of this 957-nucleotide messenger RNA. Its product is annotated as tumor necrosis factor-like. Gene Ontology annotation, molecular function: tumor necrosis factor receptor binding. Gene Ontology annotation, biological process: immune response. NCBI's taxonomy places the organism in Eukaryota, Metazoa, Chordata, Chondrichthyes, Rajiformes, Rajidae. The transcript is spliced from 4 exons. Gene Ontology annotation, cellular component: membrane. The coding region runs from base 69 to 758 and encodes 229 amino acids. The record is from RefSeq and is a predicted model, not a curated record.
ACAUACACACCGCACACACACAUCAAUCUCAGAGCAACAUCAGCCAGUAGCUGCAACAAUCAGACACCAUGAUCAAGUCAAGUCCGCUGGACCCAGAGAAGGGAGCGAUUGUCGUUAUCCGUGAAGCAAACUCGAGGAGGAGGCACCUCUGGCCGGCUCUCUGCGCCCUGGCCGUUCUUGGCUUGUUGGCCGUCACUUCAUACCUGGUUCUCGUGCAAAUAAGACAGAAUGGCAGCGAUUCACAGUUGCAGUUGGAGGAUGCGACCUCAGUGGACAACGCGUUGCCUCAUCUCAUGAAACAGAUUGGAGACGACCCCAGAGGAAGGAUUGCAGCUCAUCUCGUCGCAUCAACAAACAAACCAGAAAAGGAGUUGAUCUGGGAGAAAACGGUCCUGCCAAGUAACGUGGUGGGAAUGGAUUUUGUGAACAAUGGCCUUGUCAUCAAGACCCGUGGCUUCUACUUUGUCUACACCCAGGUGGUCUUUUACGGCAGGGAUUGCCCGGAUCAUGCCAUCUACCUGAGUCACAACAUCACCUCCAGGGCGGAGGGCAGCCAAGAUACCAACCUGCUCCUGAAGGCCAUGAAGUCUGCCUGCCACUUCCGCCAGCACCCGCAGCUGUGGUACAAGACCUCCUACCAGGGGGGUGUGUUCGAGUUUGACGUGGGAGACCAGAUCUACUCCAUGGUCAAUGAGUGGAUGCUGGACUAUGUGGACAAAUCCUCGGGGAAAACCUUCUUUGGUAUGUUUGCCUUGUGAGAAGCCAGGUGGAUGGGCAAGGAUGAGGGAUUUUAUUCACUGCGAGAUGCAUGACUGGACUUUGAUGGGGCAUGUUGUCCUAAAUUACAUUAAUUGCACUUUCAGGUUUGUUACUGUGUUUGAAGUACUCAUGUAUGUUUACAGUUUGGCGGGUGGCACUGACAGCAAUUCUUCUAUACAUCUCCUUCAUCUCUUUCAC